CGUGCUUCCGCCGCUCUCUCAUUUUCAGUCGCCCCUCGUCGAUCGCAGUGAUCUCACUCGACUUCUGACCCGUCUCGUCUGCUCUCGCAAGAGUUGAUAUCUACCCUCUUCUGCCCUCAACUCUCUUUUGCGUUCUCUUCGCCUCUGUAACUCUUCACGCGAUUCGUACCUCAGAAUGAGCUCUGAAGGUCGAGAUGUCGCUGCGCUUCGCCAGACCGUCAUUCAACGGAUGUCGAUUGAGCCUUUCCACUCCGCACCUCCGCUUCAUACUCAUCGCCAAUUCAAGACCUGUGGAAAAUUUGCUCGCUGUGAGGGAUUGAAGUUAUCCAAGUGCAAUGGGUGUUCCGCAUAUCAGUACUGUUCUUCAGCGUGCCAGAAAGCCGACUGCCCUCGUCACAAGUUCGAAUGUCAGAGUGUAUCUGCUCAGCGCAAGUAUCUCGUCUCUGUGAUGAACAACCGCCAGGCCUGGCCAGACCUCAUGUCUUGGAUCGAAUUCCAUCACGCCAGUCUCGUCAAUAGCACCGUCGCCGCAAUGAACCUCCCCUCCAACCCCACCGCCCACGAGAAUCACUUCCUCGCCUUGAGUAUCAAUUGCGGCGACGAUAACACUCUACCUCCGGAACGUCGCUUCCGCAUCGAAUCCGUGGACUACGUCGACCGCGAUGCCUCCCCGGAAUGGUACUGUUACACUAUGCAGAUUUGGCAUCUCCUCCUCAAGUUGUCGAAUUGGGCCAAGUUCGGUCCUGGAGAUGCCACACUCGCAGAGGUCCCGUGGCCCAAGGCAUUUGGGUGCGACAGGACUGUAGCAGCGGCGACGCCUAACUCGGAUUGGAAGAGGUUGUUGACGGAUGCACUGGAGAAUGGAAAGAGGAUGAAGUUUUGCUGCAAGAAGAUGCCGGGAGCUUGCUGCUGUGGCGGCUGGACUCACGGUGGGCAAGAGGGAGGUGCUAGUGUGGCGGAUGAUUAUGUUCACGCCGAAAUAUCAGAAGUUGAUUGAGAAUCGGGGCGUUAGCAUCAUGUUCACACUUGACAAUAUUAGAGACUCUUAGUCCC
Molecule: messenger RNA, 1053 nt
Organism: Stereum hirsutum FP-91666 SS1
Lineage: Eukaryota; Fungi; Basidiomycota; Agaricomycetes; Russulales; Stereaceae
Exons: 5
Coding region: 176-997 (273 amino acids)
Source: RefSeq, a predicted model, not a curated record